Molecule: messenger RNA, 2208 nt
Organism: Sesamum indicum (sesame)
Lineage: Eukaryota; Viridiplantae; Streptophyta; Magnoliopsida; Lamiales; Pedaliaceae
Gene: AZG2
Product: Xanthine/uracil permease family protein
Biological process (GO): guanine transport; adenine transport; transmembrane transport
Cellular component (GO): plasma membrane
Molecular function (GO): purine nucleobase transmembrane transporter activity
Source: RefSeq, a predicted model, not a curated record
CAAGAUUCAUUUCUCUACUGCACAACAUCAUACCCAUAAAAGGGCUGCCCAUAGUACUUAGUGUUGUGAGAAAAACACACACCACAUAAAAAUGGGGAGGGACUGGAAAACAAUGCAGAAAGGGUUGGAUGAAGCUGUUUCAAAGAGCAGAGUUGGGAGGUACUUCAAGUUGGAGGCGAGAAAGAGCUCGUUCAGUAGAGAGUUGCGUGCUGCCACUGCCACGUUCCUCACUAUGGCGUACAUUAUCUCCGUCAACGCCACCAUCCUGGCGGAUUCUGGGGGGACGUGUUCCGUGUCCGACUGCAGCGCACCUGCCAGUCCGGACUGCAGGCUAAAGCCUAAUGUGGGCUAUCAGAACUGCCUGUCGAAACUCAAGAGUGAUCUCAUUGUGGCUACUGCCCUGUCAUCCAUGAUUGGAUCACUUGCGAUGGGCUUACUAGCCAACCUCCCGCUUGGCCUGGCUCCCGGCAUGGGUGCAAACGCGUACUUGGCCUACAACUUGGUGGGCUUCCAUGGGUCCGGACAAAUGACAUACCGUACUGCCAUGGCUAUCGUCUUCGUCGAAGGCUGCGCAUUUCUCGCCAUUGCAGUUCUUGGGCUCCGUGCCAAAUUGGCUCGGCUGAUUCCGACGUCGGUACGACUCGCCUGCGCCGCGGGCAUUGGGCUGUUCAUUGCCUUUGUGGGCUUACAGCCCCACCAAGGUGUGGGUCUGGUGGGUCCUGAUCCAGCCACUUUGGUCACACUAUCUGCUUGCAAAAACAUAAAUCCAGCCAGUGGUGAGUGCAUUGGUGGGAAGAUGCAAAGCCCGACUUUCUGGCUUGGCUUGGUGGGCUUCCUGAUAAUGUGUUAUGGACUAAUGAAGAACAUCAAAGGCAGCAUGAUAUACGGCAUGCUCUUUGUGACGCUAAUAUCGUGGAUUAGGGGCACUUCUGUCACUGUAUUCCCAUACACUAAGCUCGGGGAUUCGACUUUCGACUACUUCAAAAAAGUGGUCGAUUUUCACAAAAUAGAGUCCACUUUCUGGGCCAUCAGCUUCGCGGACUUCAACAGAACUGAAGUGUGGGUGGCCUUAGCCACGCUGCUAUAUGUCGACGUUUUGGCCACCACAGGCACGCUGUACACAAUGGCUGAAAUCGGAGGGUUCGUGAAUGAAGGAGCUUUCGAGGGGGAAUACACGGCGUACAUGGUGGACGCAGGCGCCACAAUCGUGGGCUCCGCCCUCGGAGUCUCGCCCAUCGCCACGUAUGUCGAAUCAACGGCGGGAAUCAGGGAAGGUGGGAGAACCGGGCUAACGGCUGUGAUCGUGGGAAUAUACUUUGGGCUGUCGUUGUUCUUGACGCCUUUGCUUAGCAGUGUGCCGCCGUGGGCAGUCGGGCCGUCUCUGGUGAUGGUGGGGGUGCUGAUGAUGAAGGUGGUGAAGGAGAUAGAGUGGGAGAACGUGAAGGAAGCGGUGGCGGCGUUUGUUACUAUAAUUCUGAUGCCAUUGACGUAUUCAAUCGCGAAUGGGAUCGUUGGAGGGAUUGGGAUUUUCGUUGCGCUUGAAUUGUUUGAGCGUGCUGUGGGAUGUAUGAAGUGGGCAAUGAAGAUGAGGAGAAUGGUUGUGAAGGAGCAGAAUCAGGUGUCUGCUGCUGCUGCUGCUGAGCAGAGUCUUGAAAUCAUUUGACAUUAAUGCGUUCUACAGGGUUAAAUGCUACUGUUGAUACUUUAUAAAAAUACUAAUAGGUAAAAAAAUUUCUAAAUUAAAAAAAAAAAGGCAAUGCGACCCCUGAAUUUUUAAGAAAAUGGGCAAUGAUCCCCUCGGAGGAGGACGGCGGUCGUUUUACCUUUUUUUUUUUGGGGGAAAUUUUGCCUAUUAAUAUUUUUAUAAGGGGUAAAGUGCAAUUAACCUUGGUUUAUUAUGGAUUUAUAGUAGUGGUUUUUUGUUCUUUUUUUUUUUUUAAAUUUUAUGUGACGGGAUAUGCACAAGUCGCCGUAAGAGAUAGUCAUUGAUGGGAAAAUAGGAACAGUUUGAGUCUUUUACAUGUUAAAUUAGUAUCGUAUCUUAUUUGCAAUGUGCAGUACAAGAUACGAUACUAAUUUAUAAUAAAAGAUUCAAAUCAGAAAAUUAACGAGGAAAGUUGACCUUUCAAGGGCGAUUGUGCUUUUCAUUUUGUUCUUUUUUGUAGAAUUUUUAGAUUAAAGAAGGAAUUCAACUAUUUUAGAGUUGGA